Messenger RNA from Oncorhynchus nerka (sockeye salmon), 3603 nucleotides. It is a transcript of the gene ccdc47, whose product is annotated as coiled-coil domain containing 47. The record is from RefSeq and is a predicted model, not a curated record. Gene Ontology annotation, molecular function: calcium ion binding. The coding region runs from base 9 to 1475 and encodes 488 amino acids. The transcript has 11 exons. Gene Ontology annotation, cellular component: endoplasmic reticulum. Lineage: Eukaryota; Metazoa; Chordata; Actinopteri; Salmoniformes; Salmonidae. Gene Ontology annotation, biological process: endoplasmic reticulum calcium ion homeostasis.
CUUCAACCAUGAGGAGUGUGUACCUCUUGCUGCCCGCACUGCUACUUCUCCUGGCACUGCCCGUCUCCAGGGGACGCUACAACGAUGACUUUGACGAUGGGGAAGACCUGGCAGACUUUGCAGACGACAAUGACUUUGCUGAGUUUGAGGAUGUGAGCGAGGACACUGCGGCCGAGCCAGAGACGGCCCCUCCACCCCGUGGGGCCCCCCCUGCUCAGCCUGCUGAGGACGAUGAGGAUGAGGCCACAGUGGAGCUGGAGGAAGACGGACAGGAGGACGGCUUUGAGGAUUCCGAUACACAGGAUCAAGACAUGUACAGCAAGUACGAUCCAGACGAGUUUGAUGGCAUGGAGAAGCCCAGCCAGUCCCUUAAAGACCCUCUGAUCAUCCACACAGUGCCGGCCCACCUUCAGAACAGCUGGGAGAGCUACUACAUGGAAAUUUUAAUGGUGACGGGCCUGCUGGCCUAUAUCAUGAACUACAUCAUCGGCAAGAACAAGAACAGCCGUCUGGCCACAGCCUGGUUCAACUCCCACAGAGAGCUCCUUGAGAGCAACUUUGCCUUGGUGGGUGACGAUGGCACCAGUAAGGAUGCAGUGAGCACCGGGAAGCUGAACCAGGAGAAUGAGCACAUCUACAACCUGUGGUGCUCAGGUCGAGUGUGUUGUGAGGGCAUGCUCAUCCAGCUUAAGUUUGUGAAGAGGCAGGACCUGCUGAAUGUACUGGCCAGGAUGAUGAGGCCAGUCUGUGAUCAAGUGCAAAUCAAAGUUACUCUGAAUGAUGAGGACAUGGAUACAUUUGUGUUUGCUGUGGGCACCAAAAAGGCCAUGGCCCGGAUGCAAAAGGAGAUGCAGGACUUGAGUGAGUUCUGCAGUGACAAGCCCAAGUCAGGGGCAAAGUACGGCCUUCCUGAGCUCCUGGCCAUCCUGACAGAGAUGGGUGAGGUCACGGAUGGUGUGAUGGACAGCAAGAUGGUUCAUUAUAUCACCAACCAUGCUGACAAGAUCGAGUCCAUCCAUUUCUCUGACCAAUUUUCUGGUACAAAAGUUGUGCAAGAGGAUGGACAGCCCUUAAAACUGCCUGAGACCAAGAAGACACUGCUGUUUACAUUUAAUGUGCCUGGCAUGGGGAACACAUCUCCCAAAGACAUGGACACUCUGCUACCCCUGAUGAACAUGGUCAUCUACAGCAUCGACAAGGUCAAGAAGCUCCGCCUCAACAGAGAGGGAAAACAGAAGGCGGAUAAGAACCGUGCCCGUGUGGAGGAGAACUUCCUGAAGCAGACCCACAAUCAGCGCCAGGAGGCUGCUCAGACCCGACGGGAGGAGAAGAAGAGGGCUGAGAAGGAGAGGAUCAUGAGCGAGGAGGAUCCUGAGAGACAGCGCCGCCUGGAGGAGGCUGCUCAACGUCGUGAUCAGAAGAAGAUUGAGAAGAAGCAGAUGAAGAUGAAGCAGAUCAAAGUCAAAGCCAUGUGAGGACAGACAGCUACAGGGAUUCAAUCACACAGCUCAGACGGUUUCCACUGCUUCCAUCCAUCUCUCUCACUUCAGCGCCCAGUUCUGGCUCACAGGCUCACACAGACAUUCCCUUCUCCAUGGGUGUGUCAAGCAGGUUCCCUGUUUCUGUUCUCAUGGAAACACUUUGUCCAAUCAGAGUGGUGUUUUCCUUGGCUGUGAGUGAGCUGCUAGUGACAAGCGAGAGGGACAGAGGAGUUUUGCAUAUCAAGUCUGUCGCCAUGACGACCCGUGCAAGUUUUUUUUUUUUUUUUUGACUUUUUCUUCUGCCUAGGUUUUCAUUGCUCUUUUCAAAGCAAGUCGGCUCAAUGAGCCUAUUAAUCAAAUCGACAAGGAUUGGGGGUUGCACCUCUUGGUGGGAAAUAAAAUGCUCAUAUUUUAAAAGGAAUGAAGGCAUGUGAGGCCUGUUUGAGUUAUUAAGUUAACACUGUGGAUGCUACAAGACGAGAUGCAAAGUAUCCAAUUUUAAUUUAUAUCUACAGUGGGGAGAACAAGUAUUUGAUACACUGCCGAUUUUGCAGGUUUUCCUACUUACAAAGCAUGUAGAGGUCUGUAAUUUUUAUCAUAGGUACACUUCAACUGUGAGAGACAGAAUUUAAAACAAAAAUCUAGAAAAUCACAUUGUAUGAUUUUUAAGUAAUUAAUUUGCAUUUUAUCGCAUGACAUAAGUAUUUGAUCACCUACCAACCAGUAAGAAUUCCGGAUCUCACAGCUCUCACUGUUCUCCACUCAUUACCUGUAUUAACUGCACCUGUUUGAACUCCUUACCUGUGUAAAAGACACCUGUCCACACACUCAAUCAAACAGACUCCAACCUCUCCACAAUGGCCAAGACCAGAGAGCUGUGUAAGGACACCGGGGACAAAAUUGUAGACCUGCACAAGGCUGGGAUGGGCUACAGGACAAUAGGCAAGCAGCUUGGAAGAAGUUCAAGAUGACGGUCAAUCACUCUCGGUCUGGGGCUCCAUGCAAGAUCUCACCUCGUGGGGCAUCAAUGAUCAUGAGGAAGAUGAGGGAUCAGCCCAGAACUACACGGCAGGACCUGGUCAAUGACCUGAAGAGAGCUGGGACCACAGUCUCAAAGAAAACUAUUAGUAACACACUACAUGGAUUAAAAUCCUGCAGCGCACGCAAGGUCCCCCUGCUCAAGCCAGCGCAUGUCCAGGCCCGUCUGAAGUUUGCCAAUGACCAUCUGGAUGAUCCAGAGCAGGAAUGGGAGAAGGUCAUGUGGUCUGAUGAGACAAAAAUAGAGCUUUUUGGUCUAAACUCCACUCACCGUGUUUGGAGGAAGAAGAUGGAUGAGUACAACCCCAAGAACACCAUCUCAACCGUGAAGCAUGGAGGUGGAAACAUCAUUAUUUGGGGAUGCUUUUCUGCAAAGGGGACAGGACGACUGUACCGUAUUGAGGGGAGGAUGGAUGGGGCCAUGUAUAGCGAGAUCUUGGCCAACGACCUCCUUCCCUCAGUAAGAGCAUUGAAGAUGGGUCGUGGCUGGGUCUUCCAGCAUGACAACGACCCGAAACACACAGCCAGGGCAACUAAGGAGUGGCUCCGUAAGAAGCAUCUCAAGGUCCUGGAGUGGCCUAGCCAGUCUCCAGACCUGAACCCAAUAGAAAAUCUUUGGAGGGAGCUGAAAGUCCGUAUUGCCCAGCGACAGCCCCAAAACCUGAAGGAUCUGGAGAAGGUCUGUAUGGAGGAGUGGGCCAAAAUCCCUGCUGCAGUGUGUGCAAACCUGGUCAAGAACUACAGGAAAAGUAUGAUCUUUGUAAUUGCAAACACAGGUUUCUGUACCAAGUAUUAAGUUCUGCUUUUCUGAUGUAUCAAAUACUUAUGUCAUGCAAUAAAAUGCAAAUGAAUUACUUAAAAAUCAUACAAUGUAAUUUUCUGGAUUUUUGUUUUAAAUUCCAUCUCUCACAGUUGAAGUGUACCUAUGAUAAAAAUGACAGACCUUUACAUGCUUUGAAAGUAGGAAACACUGCCGAUUUUGCAGGUUAUCAAAUACUUGUUCUCCCCACUGUAAGUGACAGUCCUUACACGUUAUGUCUGUCUGGUGAAUUUCUAAGCAAACAAUAAAAUGCACUGGAAGUUA